This is a messenger RNA of Stomoxys calcitrans (stable fly), 805 nucleotides long. RefSeq lists its product as uncharacterized. NCBI's taxonomy places the organism in Eukaryota, Metazoa, Arthropoda, Insecta, Diptera, Muscidae. The coding region runs from base 72 to 725 and encodes 217 amino acids. The transcript has a single exon. The record is from RefSeq and is a predicted model, not a curated record.
GAAGUUGGGGCAAAGCAAUAAUUCAAUCGAAACCUAUCAGGAAUCCCUAACAAUUAAAAAAAAAAAAAAAAAUGAAAACCAUUUUUGCAAUUUUCGCCUUGUGCUUGGUGGCCGCCAAUGCUGGCGCCAUUGACAAUGCCGCCAUCAACUAUGAAGGCAUGGUCGAUGACGUCUUGGCCGAGAUGGGUCAAAUUGCAAAGGAUGCCGCCGUAGCCUUGCAACAUGGGGUUGAGGAAAUCGUCAUGGAUCCUUUGCAUCAAGUUGAAGAAGCUGUCGAAAGCAUAGAGGCCCGCCGUCCCGAAAGCGAAGAAUGUGUUGCCGCCCAGGAUGAGAAGGUUGCUGCCACCGUUGAUACCAUGCACCAAGAUAUGGGAGUUUGCGGAGUUAUUGCUGCCAAGACCUCGGCCGAAAUAAUGAGCGACAUCAGCGCUGCCACUCAACAAUUGGUUUUCGGCGGCUACGAUGUUGUUUCCACCUACAGAAGAUGCCAACGUUAUACCAACUCUGUCUUGAAGAACUCCUGCUAUGCCCGUUUGACCAUAAAGGCUACUUUGUACAUGACCAAUGCCCGCAAGUCGAUCAAGACCAUCCGCAAGAGCACCAACGAGCGCAUACCCGCUGCAAUCGCCGAUGCUGAUGCCUGCACCCACACCGCUGCCGAAGUUGCCAUUCAUGAAUUGGACAAUGUCCAUGCCACCAUUGACUCUUGCAUUGCCAAAUACUAAGUAGAGAGGCGAAGCUAUUUGGUAUAUGUGUACAUAGAAAAUAAAAUAGUAUUGGAAUAUUAACAUCUUUUAAGAACUUA